This is a messenger RNA of Heterocephalus glaber (naked mole-rat), 2235 nucleotides long. The record is from RefSeq and is a predicted model, not a curated record. Lineage: Eukaryota; Metazoa; Chordata; Mammalia; Rodentia; Bathyergidae.
UUAAAUCCACACAGGAGUUUAUUACCAGCUGGGACCCCAGCGAGCAUCGGACCCGAGCCCUGACUGGGGGGAGAUUAACAUAUUUCAUACACCUUUGAGGCCAGCAGUUUCUAGGCCCCCCUGUGGGAUAGAACUAACAAAGCAAGCCAAAGAAUCCUGUGUUCUAUGAGGAUGUGGCUGUGAACUUCACCCUGGAAGAGUGGGCUUUGUUGAAUCCUUCCCAGAAGACUCUCUACAGAGAUGUGAUGCUGGAAGUCUUCAAGAACCUGGCUUCUAUAGGAAACAAAUGGGAAGAUCAGAACAUUGAAGAUCAGAACAAAAGGGCUUUGAGAAAUCUAAGGCACAUCAUACCUCACUCUGAACACAAAGUAUACAAAAGUGAUGAAUAUGGAAAAAAGCCUUAUGAAUUUAAAAAACAUGGGAAAUCUCUCAUUUCUCUCACAAGUGUUCAGCAACCCAUAGUAAUUCACACUGGAAAGCAACAUAAAAGUAUGUGUAGGGAAGCCUUAACUUAUUCCAGUUCUGUUCAAAGAUAUGGAAAAUUUCAUACUCGGAAGAAGCUCUAUGAAUGUAGCCAAUGUGAUAAGUCCUUCUCUAGUAACUCAGGAUUUCAAAGACACAUGAUAAAACACACUGGAAAUGGACGUUUUAAAUGUAAGGUAUGUGGGAAACCCUUUUUUUUCCCCUUUUCACUCAUAAGACAUGAAAAAGCUCAUACUGGGGAGAAACUCUAUGAAUGUAAACAGUGUGGGAAAGGCUUUAUUUCUUUCACAGCUUUCAAAGUACACAUGGUAACACAUACUGGAAAGGCACCUUUUCAGUGUAAGUUAUGUGAGAAAGUCUUUUUGUACCCUAGUUUAUUUAGAAUACAUGAGAGGAUUCAUACUGGAGAGAAGCCAUAUGAAUGUAAAUACUGUGGUAAGUUGUUUAGUGGUUCACAUUACCUUUCUAUACAUGAAAAACGUCAUACUGGAGAAAAGCCCUUUGAUUGUAAACUAUGUGGUAAGGCCUUUCAUUCUGGCACACAAUUUAAAAGACACAGGAUAACACACACUAGAAAUGAACCUAUUACGUGUAAGAUAUGUGGGAGAGUCUUUGAUUUUCCCUCUUUAUUAAGAAGACAUGAAAGAAUUCACACUGGAGAGAAGCCCUAUGAAUGUACACAAUGUGGGAAAACCUUCAGUGUUUCUAGUUCCUUUCAUUGUCAUAAACGAUCUCAUACGGAGGAGAAGCCCCAUGAAUGUAAACAAUGUGGGAGAUGCUUCAGAUGUCUCUCAACACUUCAAGAGCAUGAAAGAACACAUACUGGAGAAAAGCCCUAUGAAUGUGACCAGUGUGGUAAAGCCUUCAGUCAUCGAAGUUCCUUUAGAAGACAUCGCAAAACUCAUAGUGGGCAAAAACCUUACGAAUGCAAACGAUGUGGUAAAGCUUUCACAUGUAUCAGUUCCAUUCGAAGACAUGAAAAGAUUCAUAGUGGAGAGAAGCCAUAUGAAUGCCAACAGUGUGGUAAAGUUUUCUCCACAUCCUCCAACCGUAGAAAACAUGAAAGAAUUCAUACUACAGAGUAUUAAUGGAAGCAGUAGGGGUAAAGCCUUUUAUUACAAUUCCCUUCAUCAACAUGAAAAACUUAAUGGCUUGUGUCUAGAUGUACCCCCAAAGCUUCAUGCAGUCAUGGGGCUUUUCAGAGGUGGCUGGAUCUAGAGGGUGUGGUGCUGGGAUCAAGGGUAUCUGAUUACUAAAUCAGUCUACUGAUUGGUUUGGUAUAGUUCUGGCCAGAAUUAAGGGUGUGAGUGCUACUAUACCUGCUCUAGGGUGGGUAGCCUACAUAAAUAUAAGGGACAAAAAGGGCUAAUGUGCUCUCAACCUGCCUGUUUGCUGUGGACGGUUUCUCCUCUGAAAUGCCUUUCUGCCAUGCCACCCUGCCAUGGAGCUGGCCGACUGGACUGAAACCUCUAUAAACUAUAAGCCAAAAAAACCUUUCCUCCUUUAACUUUGGGUGUUGGGUAUUUUGUCCCAGCAAGGAGAAAAGUAAGACAUUUAUAAUGGUGAAAAUCAUGUUGAAUGCAAAGAUUGUGAUAAAUUCAUUUUUUCUAGUCACAUUCAAAAGCACGAAUGCAUUGACACUGGAAAAAAGUUGAAUGUAAAAGCUAUGGUAAUCAUUCCAUUUUCUCAGUUUCCUUCAAAGCUGGUUGUACUCACCUUGGAAAUAAAAGCCUCUGGGUGUGUGACAUUUCA